This is a messenger RNA of Solenopsis invicta (red fire ant), 1381 nucleotides long. RefSeq names its product PIH1 domain-containing protein 1 (gene PIH1D1). The transcript is spliced from 6 exons. Gene Ontology annotation, cellular component: ribonucleoprotein complex; R2TP complex; cytoplasm. Gene Ontology annotation, biological process: box C/D snoRNP assembly; rRNA processing. The record is from RefSeq and is a predicted model, not a curated record. The coding region runs from base 207 to 1031 and encodes 274 amino acids. Lineage: Eukaryota; Metazoa; Arthropoda; Insecta; Hymenoptera; Formicidae.
ACUGUUAAUGGUGUAUUCUUUUAGAUCUAUAGGUUAGGUCUGAUUGCAUGAUCUAGAAGAAUAUCUCACAUGUUGAGUCUGCUGAACGCAUCCGACUUGUCCAAUUACUUCUGUCUCCCAUUAUUAGGACAACCCUACGAAACCGCUUAGAGAAGAAUAGAAUAAAUCUAAAUAUAUUUUAUAUUUACAUAUAAUUAGAUUUAAUAAUGGGGGACGCCACUUUCCUUGAAGUCGACGACUCUAUUAGGACCAAGAAUUUAUUAUUAUUUGAUAAAGAUAGGGAUACUUUAAAUCAACAGAUGGAUGAAUUCAUGAAACAAUUGGACACAACUUCAUCUAUCCUUGUACAACCUAUUCCUGGUAUCUGUGUGAAAGCCAAAACGGUUAACAAUGACAAAGUUUUUGUCAAUGUAUGCACAUCCGAUAAAAUUCCACCUCCUGAGGAUAUAUCCGAUACUAGAUUACUUGAACUUAUAGAUGAUGAAGUACCUGCUUACACCAUACCAAUGAGUAUUGGCUUUGAAAGGAUGGAGAUGGAUAAAUCUGGUAAGCCCAGUGCAACAUACGAUGUUAUGAUAAAUACAGUGUAUCUUAAAAAAUGUCAGGAAAAGAAACAUUUCAUGGCAUUUACCACGUUAGUCAUAUUAAGUGGUAUAGCAGAUAAGUUUAAUAAAGAGAUUGAUACAGAAAAUUAUGUUAUUCUUAAAAAUCGUACAGUAAUGGGAAAACUUCAACAACACAGGAUAGAAAAUCGCAAGCCCAAAAAGCUAGAAGGCCCUAAAUCAUUAAUCGAGGAAAUUUCGCCAAAGAAAAAUUUGACGAUGAUUUCCAAACAACCCAAUAAAAAGCCUGAUAUACGAGUUAGCGAUAUAACAAAAACGGAUUAUGUAAUUUUAAGAAAACCAGCGAAAGGGCUAACUGAGCGUUUAAUCGCUUUAUUCAACAUGCCAAAAAGCGUUAGUCACAAAAUUAAUUUCAGUCGAGGAUAUAGUAGUAUUAAUCAAUUCAGAUCGCGUAAAUGUCACAGAUGAGAAAGCUUGCUAUUCAUAUGAUGUUUUACUUCCGUAUACACUCAAAGUGGAUAAUGCAAAAGCUUUUCUGGAUUACAAUAUUGGGGUGAGAACUUAUUCUCUUUUUUUAUAUUAGAUUAUAUAUCUUUAUGUGUGUGUGUAUAUAUAUCCAUGUAUAUUAUCUUAUUUUUCAGGUGUUGCGAAUAGAUAUAUUAAUAGAACAAAGAUAAAAUAAUGUUGAAAAAUAGUUGUUCUCUACUUUGAAAGAAAUUUAUUAUUUUUAAUAUCAUGAAAUAAUUGAAGUACGAUUCUAUUGUAUCUUGGUAUUUCUAAUGUGCAUUAAUGAUUCUAAUAAAAUGAUUUUAAGAAAA